Messenger RNA from Ixodes scapularis (black-legged tick), 899 nucleotides. Its product is annotated as antimicrobial peptide microplusin-like. Lineage: Eukaryota; Metazoa; Arthropoda; Arachnida; Ixodida; Ixodidae. The transcript is spliced from 5 exons. Bases 127 to 483 code for a protein of 118 amino acids. The record is from RefSeq and is a predicted model, not a curated record.
CCUGCUUGUCCCUGUGUACCCGCAAUGUUUUUUCUCUGAAUCGGUCGGCGUACUGACGUGAAGGCUUAAAAGGGAGACUCCGAGUGCAGCCCCCGAUUGGGAAGGAGAAAGACGCCCAACGCAACCAUGAGGUGUCUUUUGGUCUGUGCCUUCGCGGCUUCCGUGGUGCUCCUGACGUACGCCCAGGUCCCAACUCUAUGCGACAAGACCGACGAGCAGCUGCGGGCUGGCGUGAAGUGCCUGAAAGAAAAGGCGUCGCCUAGUCUUAGACGCACCUUGGACCGCCUUAAGGCGCGCGUCGGCUGCUCUGCUGAUACCUGCACGGUGGAGUAUCUCUGCUCCCACAAGAAAGCCCAUCUCGCAGUCACCCUUACAGAUGCCGAAAAAGCAGAGUUUCGUCAACUAGUAGAGCAAUGCAACGCUGUUCCUACGAAGACGAGCAGCAACUUCAUCGUCGCUUGGAUCAAGUCUUGGUUUGCUUAAACAGAUCAUCUUAUAACACAAUGUAAUCGCUAAAUAACCGGGCUGUGAUUGGUUAACAUAAGAAAUUUAAAAAAAAACAAUUUCAAACAUUUUUUUUUUUUUUUACAUUAUGUGUUAAUCGCUGCUGCAGUCGAGCUUGGACAAGCCGUGAGGUCAAUUGACUUUAUGAAAUUAACGUAGUUCUUGGGACCAAUUUCGGCACAGCCGCUUUCGGGGGUUGGAGCCUGAGCCCUACCCUAUCCUGUUCUGAUUAACGUUCUCUCCUGACGUACAACAAUUUUGGAGAUCUUAAAUCAAUCGCAUUUUUAUAACUUUUCAGUGGUAUUGCUGCAAUUAUUGGAUGUGUUAAUUUAUGGUACGAAAAUUACGGGUAGCAUACCAGGUAACCUUCCCGAAUAAAAAUAUGCUCAUAGAAA